AUGAAGGGGUUCACCAAAGCAAUCAAGCGAACGCCUCACCUUGUCACAUCUAAAGUUGGCUUCGCAAAGAAGUCUUCUGAUCCCGAAUUCGACGACUACAAUCGUCAUUUCGUCAGCCUCGAGCAAGCCACAGAGAAGUUGCUCAAAGAUACCAAGAUAUUCUCUGAAUCUGUUAUAUCCCUCUUCACUUCUUCUGUGGGUUUUGCCAACCAUUUCAAUUUUAUAUUCUCUCCGCUAGCUAGCGAGUAUAACUUGCAAGGCAAGCAUCCCUCCUGCGAAGCAACUAUCGCAAACACUCCUCCGUACUCGACUUCUCUCGACGAACUUCGUUCUGCGAUCUCCCCUGAACUCGAACUCAUCGAAUCACGAAUUGUUGCACCCGUGAAAGAGUUCCAGGGUGUCCUCAAGCUGAUCAGGAAGAGCAUUACAAAACGAGAUCAUAAGCUGGUCGAUUAUGAUCGAUUCAAUAAUUCACUUACUAAAUUGAGGGACAAGAAAGAGAAGAGUUUGAGUGAUGAGAAGAAUUUGUUCAAGCUUGAGCAAGACUUCGAGAUUGCCACAAAUGAGUAUGAUUACAUUAACAACGCGCUCAAGACAGAUCUCCCGCGGUUCAUGCAACUUGCAACUCAUUUCGUCGACCCUCUUUUCCAUUCAUUCUUUUACAUGCAGCUCAACAUUUAUUAUCUUUUCCUUGAGAAAAUGAAUUCAUUCGCGGAGGGUCGAUACGACGUUACCAACGUUCCUGGUGCUCAAAUCCAGGCUGACUAUGAGGAGAAGCGAACGGAUGCAUGGAGUCAAAUUGAGGAUCUCAGCGUCACCAAGCGCUUCAUAUCAACCUCUAAAUUCGUGCAAGCUAAUCGCGCCGCUGGCGGCAAUUCGUUGACUGUCGGUUCUUCCAUUGGUCGUUCGCCCAGCGUUACAAGUGCUGGAAGUGGGAGCAGCCGCUCAAUGCCACCAUCCCGAACAGCGCCUACAUCUUCCUUUAUCAAGAAGCCACCUCCAGCGCCGCCAGGCCAGACACCUGCUCCUCCUCCUCCAUACACUGCCGCUUCAAAUGAUGUGGGAGCUGGAACUGCAGCUGCAGCAAAAAGACCGCCUCCGCCCCCACCGCUGAAACCUAAACCAAAGCCAGAGCCAGCCGUAGAGUAUGUUACAGCCCUAUAUGAUUUCGAUGCCCAGGCUGACGGCGAUCUUUCUUUUAAAACCGGUGACCGCAUCGAAAUUGUGACCAAGACAGAGAGUCAGGAAGAUUGGUGGACAGGUCGUCUUAAUGGCGACCAGGGUGUGUUCCCAGGCAACUAUGUACAGUGA
Suillus bovinus is the source of this 1311-nucleotide messenger RNA. RefSeq lists its product as uncharacterized. Gene Ontology annotation, cellular component: medial cortex; mating projection tip; actin cortical patch. The transcript has 8 exons. Gene Ontology annotation, molecular function: protein binding; lipid binding. The record is from RefSeq and is a predicted model, not a curated record. Lineage: Eukaryota; Fungi; Basidiomycota; Agaricomycetes; Boletales; Suillaceae. Bases 1 to 1311 code for a protein of 436 amino acids. Gene Ontology annotation, biological process: plasma membrane tubulation; actin cortical patch localization; endocytosis.